Molecule: messenger RNA, 1027 nt
Organism: Nannochloropsis gaditana CCMP526
Product: two component transcriptional family
Exons: 2
Coding region: 71-1027 (318 amino acids)
Biological process (GO): regulation of DNA-templated transcription
Molecular function (GO): DNA binding
Source: RefSeq, a predicted model, not a curated record
ACAGGCGUAAGAAACAUGCCAUGACAAAGAUGCGGCCUACCUCUUGUCUUCACUCGGAAAGUUGACGUCCAUGCCGUCGUCGGUUCAAAUUUGUGGACGCGUUAUCCCUUGUACAGCCUUCCUCCCCUACCUCCUCCUCCUCCUCCUCUUUCCUACCCAUUGCUUCUCCUUUGUCAUUUCUUUGCGUCCAUGCCCAUCUUCUUGUACAAAGACCUGUUUGCAUGCGGGUCUUACCUGGCGGGCGGACGAAAUUUAUCAUUCCCAACCCGACUUCCCCGUCCUUUUCUUGGCCACGCGCAACGAGUCCUACGCCCGCGACAUAGAAGGAUAUUUCAGCAGCCAAGGCUAUUUCGUCCGCUCCUGCCGGACCCUCACACGCCUGGCAAAGAUGGUUCAAAGCACACGACCGGAAGGAAUCCUCAUCAGCGACCAUCUCUCCACGUCCCACAUCCAAGGCUUCCUGACCAGCUUGAAGCGACUGCCAGAUUUGUGGCUGAUCCCCGUGCUCAUUAUUUGCGAUUCUACCCCUACCCCGUCCCCAGCGCCUUCUAAACCCAUCCAGGAGGGCACUGUGAGGUCCGAGGAAGGGGGCGAAUUGGAGGACUCGAACGAUAGGUCUCGGCGUCUGGCCAUGCUGGAGCUAGGCGCCCGUGCUGUCUUUCCCCCCGACCGGGCUACCUACCCAAGCAUUCAAGCCACCUUCACUGGCGCCGCCCAUACCCGGCAACGCGUGGAAGACCUGGUCAAUACCCUGCAAGGUGCCGUCCUCCACUACGCGCAACACCAGCGCCGCCUCCUCCCGUCCACCGUGACCUUGGAAGGACCGCCGCCGUCCUUUUCCCCUACGGAACAGGCGGUCUUGAAUUUGCUCUGUCGGGGUAUGACGGAUGCGCAGAUUGCCUAUUCCCUUGGGUGCAGCUCAGCGGCGGUGGGCAACGCAGUCCGGUCCUUGUUGGAGAAGCUGGAGAUGGACCUGCGGGGGGAGCUCAUCCGGGUCGCCUUGGACAAUGACCUGGUGACAGAGUAG